AUGAAUAUUAAGACUUACCUGUACCGAUUUAUUCAAGCUGCACCGCUCGUCAUGGCAGCUGCGAACGGACACAGCGACAAGACUCUGUCGCUUGGUGUUGUGGUGUUUGACGGAUACGAACCCCUCGACAUCUGGGGGCCUCUGGAGCUUUUCUCCAGCAUGUCCGGAACCAAAUCCAUCCAACUCUCCGUCAUCAGCCACCGCCCCGGCCUCGUCACCACCAAAGUCCCCCCCAGCAAAUUAGCCUCCAAAGGCGCCACCAUGGCCACCUACAUCGAAGCCACGCACAGCUUCGCCGACGCCCCACCGCUCGACAUCCUCCUCAUCCCCGGCGGCGUCGGCAACCGGGCGCUGCAAGAGAACAACGACACUUCCGUGCAGGACUUCGUCGCAGCGCGCUACCCCAGCUUGCAGUACCUGCUGAGCGUGUGCACGGGUGCUGCCGCGCUGGCGCAGGCGGGCGUGUUGGAGGGCCGCAGGGCGACGUCGAGUAAGGCUGCGUGGGAGUGGGUGGUUACGCAUGGGGUGAAUGUCACGUGGGUGCCGACGGCGAGGUGGGUGGUGGAUGGGAAUGUGUGGACGAGUUCGGGAGUUUCGGCUGGCCUCGAUAUGGUGUACGCGUUUCUUCGGCACUACUACAGCGACGACAUCCAGGGGGUUGAGGACAUGAUCAACCUGAUUGAGUACGCCCCGCACACCGACCCCCAUUGGGACGCCUUCUCCAUUGUGCACAAGGUUCCCGGGGCAAACCUCAGCGAAUCCGUGGUCGACUGCGUUCGACCAGCAGGGUUCUGA
Messenger RNA from Dichotomopilus funicola, 795 nucleotides. RefSeq names its product class I glutamine amidotransferase-like protein. The transcript is spliced from 5 exons. The record is from RefSeq and is a predicted model, not a curated record. Lineage: Eukaryota; Fungi; Ascomycota; Sordariomycetes; Sordariales; Chaetomiaceae. Bases 1 to 795 code for a protein of 264 amino acids. Gene Ontology annotation, biological process: regulation of DNA-templated transcription.